Molecule: messenger RNA, 936 nt
Organism: Peronospora matthiolae
Lineage: Eukaryota; Oomycota; Peronosporomycetes; Peronosporales; Peronosporaceae
Source: the annotation of a GenBank genome assembly
AUGCACUUUGUCUCUUUCUUGAUUGAUAGGGCUGCCGGUGUUCCGUCAGUCCCUCCUGCUCGUCUUGGGCUGCGUGUGACUUGGGCUUGCACAGAUAAAGACCGCACCAAGCAGCAACAGCAGCAACGUUCGAAGCUGAAGCAGUCCUGCCUUCAACUUUUGCACGGAAAGGCAGUCGUAGUAACGCUGUCACUUGGAGUUUGUCGGUGCCGAAUAAAUCUACUUUGGCCCGUCUUUGUCGGUCUGCAAGACGGACGCCUUCGCCUGGUUGGCCGCGUCCGGACUUCCCGUGCGCAGAAAAGACCCACGUUGAAGUAUCAGACUGCGUCUGUUACGGAGAUUAGGGAUCCACAUGCAGGUACCAGAGAAGAGCCUGUUGACGCCGGUGAUCUCUUUCCGACAAGCGCCUUUCUGAGUCUUCUGCGAGCGUCUGCUCUAUUGCAGCCACGUCCAUGGACCGCAGGUGCCGACUGGGCGUCUGCUGCAGCACAAAGAUGCAACGGUAGAUUCGGUUUUGGGUCCGGCAAUGUCGCACACGUACUUCACAGCCACACGCGUGACAUGCAAGUGGGUCCAGUGCACGUUGCAUGUGACUUCAUCCCGUCCACUGACUACCAACCUAGCCGCAGGUCCUGCUUGCUGCCACCAAGACGUCGUAUGUACGUGGACACAGACAAGCACUUGAAGGUUGACAGAAGAGCGUGGAAGCGCAAGGAGUUCGACUGCCGCACCAAACAUUCGAUCGAUCGAUCGAUCGAUCGACAGAAACAAGUGUCCGUAGUAGAAAUGAGCCAACUGGCGCUAUUAUCAGUCGCCGGGACCGGACGCGAAUCACCCGAACUGCACUUGGAUCAGUCGGCUCCUGUCACGGCCACCCCACCCCGUCUAUGUGAAAUAAAUCAAAUAGACAAACUCGCUGAAUGCAUUGGCCACUAA